CGCUCACUCACACCCCGCGCGCGAUUCGCGGCCGCCGCACGUCCCUCUGCGCGUGCCAGUGUUUUCGUGUGAUACAGUGUGAUGUUGUGAUAGUGUAGUGUCGCAAUGGAGUCGACGCCGAUCUGUAGGUGUCGCGUUCUAUACUUGGGAUCCGCGGUGCCCCAGCAGAGCAAGGACGGCCUCCAGGGCAUACAGGAACCUCUGCGAGAAUUGUACCCGGAUAAGGGCGCGACCAGCGGCGGCAUCGACUCGUGGCUCUCGGUCUGGUCCAACGGGAUAUUGUUGGAGAAUGUGGACGAGAGCGGCUCGCGGGUGGCCAGGUUUUUUCCCAUUUCGAGUCUGCAUUACUGCGCGGCCGUGCGCCGGGUCACCGUCGAGGGUGCCCCGAGAUUCCUGCCUUUAGAUUCCCCGUUCGCGAGAGCCCCAGCGCCGCGGCGCCCGCCUCUCUUCGCGGCUGUAUUGAGACGCACUCAGGGCAUUAAGGUCCUGGAAUGUCACGCCUUUAUCUGUCGGCGCGAGGCCGCCGCCAACGCUUUAGUCCGCUGCUGCUUUCACGCAUACGCCGACAGUUCUUACGCUAAGCGUUUAGAAGCAGAACGAGCCCCGACAACGCUUCCACCCGACCUAGACGAGGAACUGGAAGUAUACGAUGGCGACGAGAACCAUAAAGUGUGGGUGGGUGAGGUGGAGCGCGACGAUGCUAGCGAUGACAUCCCGCAUCCGACUCGAGCCCCACGACCGCGCCAGAUCACGCGACCUGCCUCAGUGCCGCCGCCGCCCCCGCCCCCGGAGGAACCUAAAAAGAAGCUUACCACAAAAAAGACCAAGAAGAAGUCUUCGGCCUCGGCCGAUGAGCUGUACGCUACUAUGCCGGGCCCGGCACCGAUGAUGAACGGCAGGUCGUUAGGACGGGCCCCGCCGGCGUGGGCUGCCGGGCCCGGCGGGCACCCUAUGGUGCUGCUGGCGCACCCGGCGGCCACGCUGCCGCACGCGCGCGCGGCCACGCUGGCGCACCGCGGCCGCAUGCCGGCCGGGAUGCCGCCCGGCCCGUUCCCGCCCGGCCCGCCGCCCGGCCGCGGCCGCCUUCAGUAUGCCACCGUAGAUCCUCGGCGCUCUAAGCCGCCACCGCCGCCCUCCAUGAAAGCCGCUCAGAGCAUGACCACCUUAGAAGCCGUAGAAGACGCCGGUGGGAUUUACAGGAAGAAAGGACACUUGAACGAGCGCGCGUUCUCAUACAGCAUCCGACAGGAGCACCGGAGCAGGUCCCACGGGUCUCUCGCCAACCUGAAAUUCGCAGCUCCACCAGAGGUGGAGACAGGUCGCGAAGAACUCAAGAAGGAACGGGAGAUCAUGCAGUUGGUAGCGGGGCUGCAGCUAGGUCCUGACGAGGUGGACCGGAGAGAAGUGCCACCUCAUCUGCUCAGAGCGAGACACGCGCCUAGAUAACACGACCUUACUUGCGACAUCUACCGGCGCAUCGAAGAACUUUCUACAGGAUAGCGAGCAUCCUACCGGCACGGCACUUACCUCGACAUGGUUCCAAACACGACCACGUUCACCAAACGCGUGCCGCUCCGUCGAGCUCUAAGUCCGUGCGCUAAAGUCGAAACUUCCUUGUACAAUGUGGCUGUAACAAUAUGUUUUACGGCAAUAGGAUAGCGAUUGCCAAAUCGAUUUGCUAUAAUCGUAUCGAUUUGGCACGAAUGUAUAGUCAGUUGCAGACAAAUCUGAUCCUCCCCGCAUAGUAAUAUGAGGAGGGUCAGAGGGUGUAAGCCAAGGUGACAAACGCUAAUUAAAAUAAUCGAAAUAACAAAAAUUAGUUUCUUUGUACUUGUUAUCGGUUGUAACAAUAUUCUUUGUAAUACUUAAUUCUUUUGGAGAAAUAAAUUCUUAAGUCAUAAGCCAUACUUUUCGAUUGCCGUUGACGAUUAGCGAUUGUCACUUUGGCUAUGCCCCCAGGUAUCUCUGCAGCCGACUGUAAGAUGUAAGUAUUGUAAGAGAAUAGAUUUACAGAUCUAUUUUUUAUUUUAAUGUAGGUAAUGCUGAUUUUGGAUCUAAUAUUCUUUUGGUUUUGAGCAAUGAAUUUAAUGAAAUUAGGAAAGGUUUUGUAUCUUAUCAUAUUUUAUAAAUGGUUUAAAAGUUCAGAGGUCAAGAUGUACAAUAGGUUGUAUUUAUGUUUAUAAAAGUUGUAUGUACAAAUUUCGCAUCUGAUCUUAUGAAUAGACCUAUAAAUAAACUUAUUGUGCAUAGUUACGGAAUCACAAUAUUUUGUUUCUACGUCGAAUGCUUACCGAACAGAUUACAAAUGCUGUUUUGAAAAUACGAGAGAAAAUACUCGUAUGUUGAUAUUGAUAUUCCACAACACAUACAAGGGUAUUGUAACAAACAUAUGUGGCUUUCCAUCAGAGAAGAAUCCUUAUACAUAAGGAUGGAAAGCCACAUAUUUAGUAGAAUAGAAUCUACCAAAUUUUGGAUUAUAACAUUUAUAGCGCUCAAUUAUUAUGAAUUCAGUAUUCCUACUUUAGAUCUUUUACGUAAAUAUGAUUUUAUAUUUUUACAUAUGUCAACCAAGGAAUUUUUUUAAUAUGUUAGAUUAUUUUUUAUUUGUAGCUGUAGUUCGCGACCAGUAAUAUUGGCAAAAACUGUUGGAACUCAAGGGCUCCACAGACCUUGCAACAAAUCGCAUUCUACAGCGAUACUCGAUACACUGGCGGUUAAGUAGGUAUAACGUAUUCAAUUGAUCGAUCAAAUGCCGCAAUGUAUUAAAAAUCGCAUGCGAUUUGUUGCAAGGUUAGUGAAGCUCUUUACAGAAGGGCUGUAGUCUUCAUGCAAGUUGCAGUUGAAACGCGGUCCAUCUGUUUAAGCCCUAAUAAAAAAUAAUUUGUGGCUAAAGGGAUCCACUUUUAAAAACAUAAAAAUAAUGAAAUGUUUGUACAAAAGAGUUCAGAGGGGCAUGGUGCAUGCACUGUAUAUACAUUGAUUAUGUUUUAGACAUGGCCAAUUUGUAAAACUAAUGAUACGUUUCUCUACUUAUUGGACAUAUACUUAACUUUUAUUUAAUGAAAACCUCUUUCUAGUUUAACUUUAAGACUAUUUUUCUAUUAUGUAUUACUUACGUCUCCACAUCGCAAUUCUCAUAAAUAUAAAUAAUUUCUGAGCAAUUAAAUACAAUACAAGUUUAUAUUUUUGGCCAUGUCUAAAAAUACUAGGUAAUUAGUAGGUACAUACUCAAAUAAUGUGACAUUCCAUAAUUAUUAAAAUUUCGUUGUGUACCGCAUUUGUUAUAUUGUAACACACAACAACGAUAUUUUUACGUGCUUAGUUAUUUUAUAUAGUUAUUGCUCAUUACAGUUUUCAUUAACGAUCAUAUGUGUCGAUUGCUUUGAAACUUUCUUAGUUCACUUUUAUAAAGAUCACAAUAAAAAGUGACUUAAUAUUGCCCUUCGAAGUUAUAGGCCAUCAUACUUAACAAUAUUUUAUUGUGACUCCUUAAAGUAAUUUCAUACAGCAUAAAAUUUAUACUAACUCAUGCGGCUAUGGCCAAACAGAAGUUUCCAAAUAAAAAAACAAAAAAAAUCUAACAUCAAGUGCAACCGGACUAAUGUGUGGUAUUUUCUAUAAAAAUGGACCUUAUUGUCGAUAGCGCUUACGCCAUUAUAAACGAUGCUCCGAUAUAAAUACAAUGCCGCGCGACGCUGUGCGGCGUAAGCGCCAUCGACAAUAAGGUCCCUUUUCAUAGAAAAUGCCCCAAUGUACACGUGGUGUCGACUGUUGAGUUACAGAAAAUCUGCUAUAAAAAAAACAUAAACAGAAAAACAUUGCGAUUGACACAUAUGUUAUGUAAUGUUUAUUUUUCACGUGAAUGUGAAGAAUUUGGAACAGUUGAAUGUGUAAGUAGACAUGAGUUUGGCAUACGGUGAGUUUCUUUUGGUACCUACAUGUUAUGAAGAUGGAAGUCGAGAUUAAGUGAGUAAGUGACACUAUUAAAAUGAUUGUCCCAUGAGUACAAAUGUAAAAGGGACAUGCUUAUUUUAGAUUAAUGUACCUAAUUUUAUGGAAUAGUAACGAUAUAACUUAUAUUUGUGUUUUUUUUUCCACUUGGUUUUGAAAACUCGAUAGCUGGGGGUUUAUCACACGUAAGGAAUAUAAGUCGUUGGGAAACUGCACUGCUAUUGCUGCUGAAUAGAAUAUUGUUCUUACUUUAAUAGGUUGAUUCUUAAGAGCUAGCACGAGAUUUAGACUGAACUGUCCAAAUUCUUAUAUAAAACACGUACCAGCGGGUUUACAGCGAAAACCGAAAAUCGAAUUUUCGCGGUAGAGUCUACAGGGUAGACCCCUAGCUUUCGUGAAUCGACAAACUUUUUUUUAUAAACAAUAUGCAGGGAAAACUUCUGAUAUUAAUAAACCCGCCGUGUGCCAGACAGACUUUUGUAUUGUAAAUAUUCUCGAAUAAUCUAGUGCAUCUUCAUUAUAUUUUGUCAUUUAGGCUACGAGUGCCAUCAACGUUUUUCGUUGGGUUUUAAAAUUAAUUAUAUUUUAUAAUAUCUUGUUACGUUUCUCAAUGUAUAAAACAUUCCAUUGUAUAUAUAGAAAUGUUUUAGUAAUAAAAUCUUUAAUCUUUUCAACGAGUAGACAACGAUGUAUUCAAAUUCCAUAUUAAAUAUAAUUUUUAUUUAAUUAAUAAAUAGUCGUUAAUUAAUAAAA
This is a messenger RNA of Cydia strobilella, 4704 nucleotides long. RefSeq lists its product as uncharacterized. Lineage: Eukaryota; Metazoa; Arthropoda; Insecta; Lepidoptera; Tortricidae. The record is from RefSeq and is a predicted model, not a curated record. The transcript is spliced from 3 exons. The coding region runs from base 106 to 1446 and encodes 446 amino acids.